This is a messenger RNA of Closterium sp. Yama58-4, 2280 nucleotides long. The record is from the annotation of a GenBank genome assembly. NCBI's taxonomy places the organism in Eukaryota, Viridiplantae, Streptophyta, Zygnematophyceae, Desmidiales, Closteriaceae.
AUGAACCUCGAAGAUACCAUGAUACCUUUUCCUGAAUCGACCCACUUACUAUCAGUUAAACCAUCUGAAGAAGACGACAUGGUCGCGGUCCCCGUUCUCCAAUCCGAAACCGAUACGUGGCUUCUCGAACCGGACCUGUCUCGCCGUCAGUUCUGGCCGUCAGAGUCCGCCAUCUGUCAGUUAACCGGCCGGUUGUCGAGCGGUUCGCCAACGGCUAGUCAGACGGGCGGAGUUGUCCACGUGGCGGAGGAGCUUCUGAACGGCUGCGGCCUCAUCCACGUGCUUCCCGUCAGCUCCCUGCACGGCUGCUCUAAAGCCGUCGCGAAUCGCGGCUGCUCUACCCGCGUCGCGAACCCUGGCUGUUCUAGUGUUGCGAACCCCAGCUGCUCUCUGAAACCUCUGCCAGCGUCGGAAGGUUCCAGUGUUCUUCUCCGUCAGUCUGCUGAGUCAACGAGACACGCGGGACAUAUCGACGUAGCGGAUGAGCCUGGCACCUGUGACGGGACGGCUGAUGAGCAUGACACGUGUGACGGCACAGCUGAUGAGCAUGACACGUGUGACGGCACAGCUGAUGAGAAUGACACGUGUGACGGCACAGCUGAUGAGCAUGACACGUGUUACGACGCAGCUGAUGAGCACAACAAAUGUGACGGCACAGCUGAUGAGCAUGACACGUGUCACGACGCAGCUGAUGAGCACGACACGUGUGACGGCACAAGUUCUGUCUUUCUCGAGUCAUCUGAGGAGCAGCAGACACCCGAGACUCUUGAGGGGUCAAUCGAGCAGCACCAGCAGCAGCAGGAGGAGGAGCAACAGAACCUGCAGCAGCACCAGCAGCAGCGUCAGCAGCGGCAGCAGCAGCAGAAGCAGCAGCAGCAGCAGCGGCAGCAGCAGCAGUCAGCAUCGCUUCCCCCCAUGGAAUCACCUCAGAGUGCAGGGAGCGCGGGGCGAGCAAUCAGGAGUCCCAGCGGACCGCUCACCAUGAGCCUUCGGAGCCGAGCCAAGGGGAACUCGAACUCGGGAGACUCUCCUCCUUUAGGUGCUCUGCUGAGUACACCCGUGGCAAGCGGUUCAAUCCCAAGCGAGUCAAUUUCAAGGGAUUUGACUCCACGCAAUGCAAUUUCACGAGAUUCCACUCCAAGAAAGAGGAUUCGCUCACGUGACAUUCCUUCUUCAGGAGCAGCGGUUGAGACGCGUCCAGUGCGGAGACUGCGGGUGCUUGUAGGUGGAGAUUCUGCAGAGGGGGCCAGUCAUGAUCAGAUGGAUUUGGAGAAAACAGGUCUUGAGGCUGUGACUGAACCGAGGAAGAGGGGGAGCAAAUGGUCGCAGAAAGCAGGAAGUUUGAAGGAGAUUAACCAGAAACUGCUUUCACCAAUUUCAAGGCGUCAGAUGGAUUUGAAAGAAGCUAGAACCCAUGCUGUUACUGAAUUGAAGAAGAGAGGGAGCAAUCGAUCUGGAAAAUCAGGAAGCCUGAAGGAGAUCGACGAGGAUUUGACUUCCCCAGUUCCCAAGCGCCAGUCAUUGAAUCAGUUAGCGACACGAAGGUCCGUCAGGUUCACGAGAAGCAAUCUGAGAUACGCUGAAGAGGAGGACGAGGAGGAAGAGGAGGAGCUUCAGGUUGCUGUAAAGGAGGUCAAGCAGGGGGUUAAGCAGCAGAAGGAGCUACAUGUUGGUGUCAAGCAGGGGAAGCGUCAAUAUGCUGCAGGCGAGUCCAAGCAGCAGGAGGUAGAUGUUGAGUUCCAGCCGGAGGAGCUUCAGGUUGCUGCUGUUCAUGUCAAGAGGGACGAGGUGAUUCAGGACGGUGCACUGAAGGUCAAGCAGGGGGUUCUGAAGGAGGAGGCUCCUGGAGAGGCCGCUGUUGCUGCAGGGAAAGAGAAUGUUGAGCCUGUGUCUGCUGAGCAGGUGCUAGGAAUGUCUGGAAAAAGAGGCGUGCUGCAGAAGCGGAAGCAGUCGUUCAAACACGAGGCCAGAGCUUGCCAGGGACAGAAACGGCCUCUGAAGCCAGAAGCAGCCGAGCAGAAAUGUGGACAAAACCAGAAGCGGGAGGUGAAGAAGACGAAGCGGGGUUUGCCCUCUGAAGCAGUGGCUGUGCUGAGGAGAUGGAUUGAAGACAACCCGCACCGGCUGUUUCUGAAUGCGAGCGAGAAGGUUGAUCUGGUUCAGCAAACCGGGCUGACUAGACUCCAGGUGGAAAACUGGUUCUGCUAUGCGAGGAGGAAGGGCUACAUGGGUCGUGCGGGUGAUUUUGAGCAGUCGGAUUCAUUUCCAGCUGAAGAGUGA